AUCAAGUGAUCUUACAUAGUUAUUUGAUUUCUAUAGGGUGGAUUCUUGAAUGGGAUAUGGACCUAUGUUUAAGGAUUAAUAUAAGCCUCCACCAGUAUACAUUAGAUCACAUGGGUUUAUCUGCAUGAUAUCAUAGUCUUUUACUGGGUAUCAACAGCUUGCUAAGCUGUAAUAAAACGACAGUGUGGAAACAAAUGUUAUGAAAUGAGCCUCAUUGCAAGGAAUCAUGUAUCAGCAUUACCUGAGGAUUUAUGCAAAGACUCUAGCAACCCGGAGGCAUGCAAGAAAACGAUAGAGAGGUUAAAGAAAGAAAACAAAGUCGAUCCUAAUAACACCCUCCGUAAAAUCAUCAAUUUCGGCCUUCAAAGAAGCUUGAUCAUUAAGGCAAACAUGACAGAUUGGGUCCAUCAUAGAAAGCUAGUGGCCAACGAGUAUGCUGCCAUUAAGGGUUGUUUGGACGACAUUGAUGUUGUCAUUGAUGACUUGAGGAAAACCCAUAAUGAGGUAGAUGAUUUAGAAGAGGCCCGAAAGACACAAGAUAUGCAAAGCUUCAUGUUUCAUAGCGGAAACAUCAAAACAUGGUUGCAAAAUGGGGUCAACGCCCUUUUGUCUUGCCAGAAUGAUGAUUUGGCAAUGCCAGGAUUGGAAGGCAAGGUUAAAGAAGAUGUGUUCAGAAGAGUUCAAGAUUUGAUAAUCGCGACUCAACUUGCUGUAUGGACCAUUGAAUUGCCUUCACAAGGCUCAAACGACGGCUAAUUGGCCUUUUUAUAUGUUAUCAAUAGAUAAAUAUGAUAACUUCUAUAGACAUUUCUAAGAGGAAAAAAGGAACCUGAAUUCAUGUCAAUCACUUAAUUUAAUUAGUUUGUGCCAAGGUUAUUCAUGUUUGAAACAUAUUUCUUCAAUUCUCA
Erigeron canadensis is the source of this 908-nucleotide messenger RNA. RefSeq lists its product as uncharacterized. Gene Ontology annotation, molecular function: enzyme inhibitor activity. Lineage: Eukaryota; Viridiplantae; Streptophyta; Magnoliopsida; Asterales; Asteraceae. The transcript is spliced from 2 exons. Bases 205 to 756 code for a protein of 183 amino acids. The record is from RefSeq and is a predicted model, not a curated record.